This is a messenger RNA of Phyllostomus discolor (pale spear-nosed bat), 1239 nucleotides long. Its product is annotated as protein NipSnap homolog 1-like. The record is from RefSeq and is a predicted model, not a curated record. The transcript has a single exon. Bases 154 to 576 code for a protein of 140 amino acids. Gene Ontology annotation, cellular component: mitochondrion. NCBI's taxonomy places the organism in Eukaryota, Metazoa, Chordata, Mammalia, Chiroptera, Phyllostomidae.
UUGCUUGUGGGCAACUGGAACACAUGGUAUGGGGAGCAGGACCAGACAGCACACUUGUGGUGAUUCUCAGGCGGCUACCCAGCCCUCAUGAACUGUAUGAACAAGCUCAGAAAUAACAAGGAGUAUCUGGAGUUCUGAAAGGAGCACAGCCAGAUGUUGCUGUCCCGGAGAAACCAGAUGCUCCUCGAGUUCAGCUUCUGGAAUGAACCACAGCCCAGAGCAGGUCCCAUCUAUGAGCUGAGGACAUACAAGCUUAAGCCAGGAACCAUGAUCAAGUGGGGUAACAACUGGGCUCUGGCCAUCAAGUACCAGCAGGAGAACCAGGAGGCAGUGGGUGGCUUCUUUUCACAGACUGGAGAGCUCCGUGUUGUGUACCAUCUCUGGGCCUAUAAAGACCUGCAGUCUUGGGAAGAGAAUAGAAAUGCUGCUUGGGGGAAGAGGGAUUGGGACCAAAAUGUCUACUACACAGUCCCCCUGGUGCGACACAUGGAUCAUGAUCCCUUUGAAAAUCUCGCCUCUUCAAUGAUGUUGCUGCUGCCUCCACCUCAUUCCCCUUCUCCCUCGGGGCAGCCAUGAACAGAGGAGCUCUCAGUUCCACUGUCUUGGUUCUCUCUCAGAUCUGGGAGGAUCUGGAGGGCUAGUGCUCAGCUCAGACAGUGGGGAGCUGAAGGAUGACAGGGUUCUAAGAACUUCUAACUCUGCCCAGAGACUUCCCACCUUCCCCACCCACUCCUUCCCCUGUGCUGGAAGCAGUCUUUAAUUUCUCUGAAUGAAGAACAGCAACCUUUUAUGUCUUCCCUGUAAGAUUCCUCAUCUGAAGCCCACCAGUCCCCAACUAUUACCAUGGAAAACCUCAGUUUGGCUUUAGUUGUUUGAAAUGUAGUGUGUCUAGUGGUUAGAGGUGGGGUGAGAAGGGAAGAGGUGAAACCAGACCUGGCUCUCAGGAAUUCCCUAGUCUCUACUGGGCCACCUGCUUGCUGAACAGUCUGAACCAAAGUCCUCCUGCUGGGAAAGAGCCUAGAAUUGCCACAAGAAGUAAAGGAAAACUCUCAAUUAGCAAAGGCAGCUGUAGGUCCACCUAAUUCACCUAGGAAGUCUGGGAAAGGGGAGCUGGAAAAGUUCUAGGGAUCAGGAAUCAGGAUGGAAAAGGAACAAGAAACCAGAACCAGGAACCCUGAAGGUAGAACAUAGAAUUCAGAACUUGGGUUUGAACUGCAAAAUUUGGAAUACAGAAUGGGA